GGCUUUCUCUUCGCGAAUCAUCUCAAAUUUUGAAUCAAAACACUGUCAAGCCGUAAGCAUCAAUAGUCAACAAAGUUCAGAAAAAUCCGUGAAUCGUCCGUCUCAAACCAGAACCAGAUUUCCUCCGGGUGUUCUCUCGUUUUUAAAGCGCACUUUCUUUUCAACUGUCUCUUGUCUGUAUUUUUAGUGCUACCUCUGCUAAAAAGCAUUGAUUCAGUGAAAAAAAAAAACAGUUUUCCUAGUGUGAGAGAGAUCAGAAAUCAAUAAGAUGCAACCGGAAGGGGCGGAUCGCAAGACUGGAGCGCCGAGCAUAAUCAUCAAGAUGGAAGGAGACCACCAAAGUGGUGCCAUCAGUGGCGGUGCGCCCAUACAAGUGCUCCAGCUGAAUCAGGCUUUGCAGGAUCACGGCAACCAGCAGAUGCUGCUGCAAACUCUCCAGCAAUCUCUGGGGGGAAAUGCGGUUAGUUCCGGCGCUGGUCAACAGGUUCAGGUUGUUCCAAUAUCGUCACUACCCGGCCAAGGAUUGAUGGUGCAAGCGCAGGCAGUUCAGCAAACGGCCCAACCCCAGAUGUUGCAGUUCACCUUGGACGGGUCACAGACGUUCCUCUACCAACCGGUUCAACUUCCGGCGGAAUCCAUCCAGAACGUGAACAUCAACGGAAACAUCGUACAGAUUCCGAACCAAGCGAUGACAUCGGCGACCGGUUCCGCUGGAGCGGCACCUGUGGUGAUGCUUGCGGCAGCUCCACAGGACCAAAGCGGAAUGGCCACCGUGCAAAAUCCGACCGUAUUCGCUCCCGCUACAUCCUCUGCAGCACCCGCUAACCUACAACCCGGCGUUAUCAAAGUAGAACCCGGUACUUCUGCACCGGCGGCAGCGGUCGAAACCAUCCCAACCAUAACGGCCAGUGUCGUCGAAUCGGAAGAGGAACCACUGUACGUGAAUGCCAAGCAGUACAAACGGAUUUUGAAGCGGCGACAGGCCCGGGCCAAGCUGGAAGCGCAGGGAAAGAUUCCUAAGGAGAGGCCUAAGUAUUUGCACGAGUCGCGCCACAAGCACGCCAUGAAUCGGGUUCGCGGCGAGGGAGGCCGGUUCCAUACGAAGAACGACGAUUGAAGAGAAUUAGGAUUAGUUGGAUAACAUGUUGUCGUGUUACUUUAAGAUUAGAAAGUAAAUAAUAAAGUGUGCUUGAUUGGAUUUUUGACGAGUGAGUAA
Aedes albopictus (Asian tiger mosquito) is the source of this 1216-nucleotide messenger RNA. It is a transcript of the gene Nf-YA, whose product is annotated as nuclear transcription factor Y subunit alpha. Gene Ontology annotation, cellular component: CCAAT-binding factor complex. Gene Ontology annotation, biological process: regulation of transcription by RNA polymerase II. The record is from RefSeq and is a predicted model, not a curated record. Bases 269 to 1117 code for a protein of 282 amino acids. Gene Ontology annotation, molecular function: DNA binding; DNA-binding transcription factor activity, RNA polymerase II-specific. NCBI's taxonomy places the organism in Eukaryota, Metazoa, Arthropoda, Insecta, Diptera, Culicidae. The transcript has a single exon.